Ascochyta rabiei is the source of this 207-nucleotide messenger RNA. Its product is annotated as DNA topoisomerase. The record is from RefSeq and is a predicted model, not a curated record. The coding region runs from base 1 to 207 and encodes 68 amino acids. The transcript has 3 exons. Lineage: Eukaryota; Fungi; Ascomycota; Dothideomycetes; Pleosporales; Didymellaceae.
AUGGGGUUUGAGACUAACUUGAUGAAGCCCUUUUUGCGCAAGGAGCUGGAGCUGAAGAUGAAAGCCAUUUGCAAUGGACGAACGACAAAGGCUCGGGUUGUGAACGAAACCGUUGAGCAAUAUCGGAAGGUGUAUGCUCGCAUGCAGCAACAUCCGGGUGUCCUUCCUAUGGCUGUUCGGAAGUAUGUUUUUGGUGAAGUGAUUUGA